AUGUCGCGCUGCAUCGCUACGAUGAUGGGAAACUUCUUCCCUGGCAGUGGAGCUCCUGACGAUGGUGGGAAGGAACACUACAGGGUUAGGCUUCAAUGUGAACAUGGCCUUACCGGAGGACUGGAACCUCCCAUGUGUGACGUCGAGUACCUGGCUGCAUUUAGGACGGUGGUUAUGCCGAUUGCCAACGAGUUUGCCCCAGACGUGGUUCUGGUAUCUUCAGGCUUUGAUGCGGUCGACGGACAUGCUCCACCCCUGGGAGGAUACAAACUGACAGCCAAAUGCUUUGGCUACCUGACCAGGCAGCUGAUGGGUCUGGCAGGCGGUCGGUUGGUUCUUGCCCUGGAGGGGGGUCACGACCUCACAGCCAUAUGUGAUGCGUCCGAAGCCUGCGUCUCUGCUCUGCUUGGCAAUGAGUUGGACCCAAUUCCUGACGAGGUGCUGCAGCAGAGACCAAAUGCCAACGCUGUCCACUCUAUGGAGAACGUUCUUGAAAUACAGAGUAAAUACUGGCGUUCACUGCAGCGCUCCGCCUCCACACUCGGUUGUUCGCUGAGCGAAGCCCUUCGACGUGACGCAGAGGAAGCUGAGACUGUCUCAGCUAUGGCCUCAUUGUCUGUCGCCAACAAGCACAUUGGAAAGAGGGCUGAAGAGGAACCAAUGGAAGAGGACGCUACGAUGUAAAGAAACAUCCCUAGCCUUUGACCACUCAUACCAGUCUUCAUCUUUGAGAGUGUCCUCAUACAGUCGGUGUCAAUUUGUAAGGCCAAUCCUACGUCUCACCCCUGCCACACCAAGAUGGCAUCUUAUUAUGGGAGAAACCUAGCAGAGCUGACAAAAGUGGCACUGAACGGAAACGGAACACUGAAGAUGAGCGAUGCAUUCGCUGAUCAGCAGUGCACAGGCUGAUCAGCACACAUGUGUUGCGUUGUCUCUUCAAGACCUUGGAUAUAAGAGGAUUGACUCAUCCAUCCCACAAUGACAACCUCGAGUGCCAGUGCUUUUAAAACACUAGACAAGAUGUACUUUUUGAAUGGCAGUCGGACCCAUACGCGGACGAUCUGUCGUCUACUUUUCUUAGUGUUCUGUUCUUUCUGUGCUUUAUCGUCAUCUUCACACUUUCAUUGAAAAAAAACCACCAGAGCUAAUGUGAUUGUGACUCUGCACUACGGAUGAAUCAUUCCUGCUUGUUGAAAUCUCUUGCAGUUUUCCAUGGAGGUUGAAGAUUGCAGAAGAGAAAGGUCAGCAGGUGUUCUGAUUCCAAAACGACUGACCAUGAAAGACGUUUGUGCCUUUUUGUUUUUUUUUUCAAACCUGGUGGAUUUUCUGUUAAACUCUACUGGAAGAGCUUUGCCUUAAAAACCAGGUUUGGGAACGAGGCCUCUCUUCUCCCCAAACGCUUAAACAUUUCUAUCCUUGCGAGACAUCCAAUGCCUGCAUGUUGUUGGCACAUAGACCUUGGCAUGUUUACCUAUAAUUCCCCGCAAGCAGCCUACUGUCUCUUCCUGUACCUCUAUCUUUCCUUUUUCACCCACAUUCAAACAACAUCAUUUUAGAAGGUAGUUCUCAGCCACAGAUUGGAGGUGGUUCAGUUUAAAAGGAAGCUACAGGUGGGAUUAGUAUUACUCAGUGGAACCAUGUAUCAGAUACCAGACAAAAGGUCUUGGAGGGCCUCCUCAGGCAAUCUACUAAACUAACUAACUAAACUGCAUCUGCAAUUAGGCUGUGAGGGAACUGUAUUUACUCAAACAAAACAAAAAUGCCAAAAACGUGGUUAGGUGUAGUGAAAGAUCACGGUUUGGCUCAAAAUUAGUAGUUUACGGUAUUUAAAUUACGGAAGUCAAUUUGAAAAAGUCAACUUUUGGUUUGACACGGGACACAAACGCCGGUCUCCUGGGUGAAAGUCCCGUGUUUGUUUGUAUUUUAAUGUUUAAUGUUUCCCUGAUGAUGCAGUUUGGUUUUAUGGGAAUGUCAUAUUUACACUACAACCAGUCUCACAUAUUUUAGAUUAAUGAGGUAUAUCGAGGAAUUAAUCUCAUAUGGGCCAAAUUAUAGAAGCAGCCCUCUCUUUAAGACAACAGUGUCUCUGUGGUAACAAUGACCUAACCGCCCGGGAUUUUCCAGAGGGGUGUUCCAGGCCUGCACGGGCUCUCAUAGCUGCUUUAACAUCUUUAGUCCCUUGUUAAGCACAUCUGCUCCCCAAAUGCCAGGUACUAUGAGGCAGGUGUGUGUACAUCUGUUCACACACAGUGAAGCACAAGCUGCUCUUUAUAAAUAUUGAAGCGUAUACACAUAUAGUUGUUUUUCUUUAUUAAUCAUCCUGUUCUCUUGGCCACUGACCCAGCCGGUGGGAUAGGCCCAUGUAUAAUGAAUAUCCUUGCAACUUUGGAUAGUUUGAAUCAGUUAUAAAUAUCUUAAUAUUUAAGAAGAGAAGUAAAAUAUUUAGUUUAUAUUUGAUAUGUCUUUAUACUCUGAGUUGAAUGAUUUUGGGUUCUACACCGACUCUUACCCCUGCUAUGCUAGCCGGACCGUACAACACACCAGCCUAGUGUAGUUGAAUUUGGUUGUGUAUUUUGACCUUAAUUACACGUCCUUUUUACCUUUAAUGUAUGUUUAUGUACAAGUCUGAUAAAACAGUCCCAGUGUGCAGAAGUGGACUUCCUGUCUGUAACCAUCCCUCCAACUUGGACAACUGCCUUCUCUCAUCUUUGUCUCAUCGACAGGCUAAUCAUAUGUGUCAUGUAUUGUUUUCAGUGCUGUGGUGUUUACUGUUGUUUACUGUACAUAGGACAUCAACCUCCUGAGUAUUCCUGCCACACACAUUUGUCAAGGACUACUUUAUUUGAUUCUCUUUCCUCUCAUCCAUGUCUUGUAUUUUUCUGGUUGUGUUGCCUCUUCAGUGGACUCCAGUGACUUCUUUUUGUACUUUUUUAAAUGUUGUUUUGUUCACUCUCCCCUCUCUGUGUCUCUGUUACAUUGUAAAGCCGACGUGCUUCACAGCAGGUGACGGUCCACAUUCUGGGUUUUUUCUGGGUUUUUGUGGGAGGGUUGGGAUGCAAAUGUUUCUACUUUGUAUAAUGAUGGACAAUUAUGUAUUUAAUGUCUGUUCAUAGUAGAUUUAUAUAUGAAAAGAAAUAAGUAUAUUAUAUAUAUAUCUAUAUAUAUAUAUAUAUAUCUAUACACAAUGAAAUACUAUGAUCUUGUUUUUGAAGUUGGUAUUGAAAAAUGAUAUUUUUCAUGGGCCAUUCUGACAGUAGGCCUUUGUUAGGGUGUUACUGACGGCACCAUUGACUGUCCUUGGUUACAGUUGGUUACGUGUUGAUUAGCGUUUCACUGGUUCUCUUUUUUCUCUUUCAACACUUAUGACUAGUUUUUGGCUUCAUGUAUCCCAUUGGUACCAUAACACUGUUACAGUAGGUGUGCCAUUGCCCUCCGCUCGGCCUCACAUAUGCACAUGUUCCUUCUGCUCCUCCUUUUUUUGUAUGUGUGUACAUACUGUGGUAGAAAAUGUUGACUGCCACCUGUAAAGUUUGAGUAUUUUUAAAGAAAUUUGAGACUAAAAUUCACAUACACAUCUCCAAAAUCACCAAAGUAGUUUCUUCCUCUUUCUUAAAGGUUUCCAAGUUCAUUGUCUAACAACAAGAAAAACGGGAUGGGUGGAUUUGAAUUGGAACAUGGCCAUGGUAUUCCCCUACAUUAAAUCACUCUGAUAGGCCUUACAAAUGAUUUCAUAUGUUCAUCACUUAUUUCCUUAUCUGGCCUAAUGUCCUUACUUUUAAAUCAACUUAACAUUCCUUUAAACUCA
Molecule: messenger RNA, 3805 nt
Organism: Cottoperca gobio
Lineage: Eukaryota; Metazoa; Chordata; Actinopteri; Perciformes; Bovichtidae
Product: histone deacetylase 4-like
Biological process (GO): epigenetic regulation of gene expression
Cellular component (GO): histone deacetylase complex
Molecular function (GO): histone deacetylase activity
Source: RefSeq, a predicted model, not a curated record